Molecule: messenger RNA, 1657 nt
Organism: Helobdella robusta
Lineage: Eukaryota; Metazoa; Annelida; Clitellata; Rhynchobdellida; Glossiphoniidae
Exons: 5
Coding region: 165-650 (161 amino acids)
Cellular component (GO): membrane
Source: RefSeq, a predicted model, not a curated record
AAAAUUAAACAUUUAUUUGUUUUGUUUAAAAAAGUUGCUUCUAACUUUUAAUUUUAAAAUGAUUUGUCAAAUUAUUGUUAUUAAAAAAUGACUCGGUUUUUUUUCAAUUCAAGAUUUUUUAGUUGAAAAUAAAUAAUGAAAACCCAACAAAACUGCUAAAAAACAUGUCUGCUACUUCUUCCACUGGAUUUCAUUGGUCGGUAAUGGCGGGUGUUUUCGCCGCCUGUGCCUCCAUCUCCGCCAAGUUCGCCAUGUCGACUUUCAUUCACGACGUCUGCUUCGAGUUUAUGAGUUCGUCUGUGACGGACGUCUCUCCAGAACAUUCUACGCCCUCCAAGUUAAAUUACGAACACAUCUGUUAUUAUCCUAGUAUGCUUUUCCGAGUCUCGUGUUUUGCAUUCGUAUUCAUCUGCAAUGGCCUUAUGUGGACAUUUUUCACGAAAAGUCUGCAACUGACCAAUUCACUUACUGCAACAAUCAUCAAUUCAUCUGUAAAUCUCUUCCUUACUGCUCUCGUUGGCUGGUUGUUGUUUGAAGAGGUGCUGAACACAAUGUGGGUACUUGGAUCGGCCUUCAUAGUUGUCGGCCUCGUAAUCAUUCAGAAACAUUCAUUUGAACAAACAGCUCUUUCACAGAAGAAACAUCUUUAAUAAUAUUUUUUACUAAUUCAACUCUUGCUAUAUCUAAUUUUAGUCUUUUCGUUAUUUUUGUAAUAACAAUGAUAUUUAUAAAAAAAAAAUUUUAAGUGCUGUCUGCAAACUAAUAAAAUGUCAACUGAUGAGUGAUAACACUAGUGAUGAUAAACCUUAAUGAUUACUGAUUUUUCUAUCUAUUUGAGCUAAUUUAGCUAAAUCGUGGUUGCGUAUUGGUGUAAUAUUGUUGCUUAGAUGGCAUUUCGCAUAUAUGAAAUUCUCAGUUCUUUGAUGGUUAAACCGACGAAAAAGCGAUGUAUUUUGUUGGUUAGACCUGCUUUGUCUCAUUGCGGUCUGUAUAUGGUUGCUGAUUGUCACGGUCUGUAUAUGGUUACUGACGGUUGCGGUCUCUUGUCUUGGUGUUUAAUAAUAAAAUUAAAAUCUCGGAAGAAUGUUGAAUAAAGUUUAUCGGUUAAAUGAUUAUUGCACGAUACGUUUAAACAUUUGAUGGACAAGACAAAAAUAUUUUUCCAAGUCAAGCCGGAUUGUUGGAGAACAAGACAUUCACAUCAGCAGAUAAAUUAAUAGUUGCUGCAGUCACUUUUACAAUGAAUAAAUAGAUGAACAAAUAUUGUUUAAAUAACUGGAGUUAUAAAUCUGCGACGAACAUUAGCAAUAUUUCUUUGUAAAUUAUCAUCUGCUGUGAUCGUCUAGUUGCUCGUGCCCCUUUCAUUUCUCAAAUAUCUCCACAUCUUGUUCUCUUGCUCUGACUGACUAUAAAAUAUAGAAUAAUUUUUUAAAUUUGCAUAUUAAUGUAUAAGUCUCAAUCUAAAUUAUUUCUUAAGUACUUAUCAGAUAUAUUAAUUGAACCUAAACCCGGUUUACGAUCGUCCUCUUGUUCUCACUUCUUAACUCGUGUUAAACGCCCUUUUGCUAAUUGGUUGAUUGAUUGAUUGAUCCAUGUUUAUCUGCGUCAUUUAUUAUUGUGACGAAUUUUAAUAUAAACAUGAUUCUUCACUUGUUUA